CACAGCUAUUGGCUAAAAUUUCCCGCCACGAGAGGAGCGUGAGUUAUGUUAUGAUCAGACCGGCCAUUGUUAAGUACAACGCGAAAGAUUGUUUAUAGCUCCUGAACGACAAAGAUGGGGCUGUCAGAGGAAGGCGAGGAUAAUGUUGAGAAACGCUUCGAAGACUUAUGUCUGGAACUGAACAUGGACCAAAGUGCAAAAGAAGAGGCAUGGGAACAUUACGAGAGAAUAAACACAAAUUACACGUUGGAGGGAGACACCAUUCACUGGUUAGCUUGCGCGCUGUAUCAUGCUUGUCGGCGUACGGUCAUUCCGACCGUCGGUCGAGGGGUUAUUGAGGGAAAUUGCGUCUCCCUGACGCGACUCCUGCGAUCUGCCAAGCUUAGUCUUCUCCAGUUUUUCAACAAGAUGAAGAAGUGGGCCGACAUGGCCAACUUUGCACAAGAAUUCCGUGACAAGGUGGACAGAUUGGAACGCAACUUUGCCGUCUCUACGGUGAUUUUCAAAAAAUUUGAGCCAAUAUUUUUGGAUAUAUUUAAGAAUCCUGCUGACGACCCUCCUAAACAGGUCAGGAGUAGGAAACAGAGGCGCCUGCCUUGUACUCCUUCUGAUGUGUUCAAUUUCUGUUGGACCAUGUUUGUCCAAGUAAAAGGAAAUUUCCCAGCAAUAAGCGACGAUCUGGUGAACUCGUACCACUUGCUCCUGUGUUGCGUAGACUGGUUCUUUGGUAACGCCUUAUUAGCAAAUCGCCAGGAUCUGCUCAGAGGUGAUUUUGCAGGACUCCCAGAAAACUACCACAGCAAAGACUUCAAGCCUCCCACAGAUAUUCCUUGUAUCAUACAGCUGCUGUGUGAGAAACAUGAAGGUCUCACAGUGGAGGCCAAGGGGAUAAAAGAACACUGGUGGAAGCCUUAUAUUAAGAAGCUUUUUGACAAAAAGACACUAAAAGGGAAGUCUGAGACAUUAACAGGAAUUUUAGAUGUUGGAAGUUUUGAAGCAAAUAGUAAAGCAAUAAAUAAUGCCUACGAAGAAUACGUCCUAGGGGUCGGGGAUUUUGACGAGCGCAUCUUUCUGGGCGAGGACGCGCAUGAGGAGAUUGGGACACCCGCCAAGUUACAAGUUUACAAUCCAGGAGAGCUUUCGGAGAAAAUGCGGAAUCUUCAUCAAAACUUUGAUAGUUCCAAGAUCCUUGCCCCCUCAACCCCACUUACAGGGAGGCGGUACUUAAAAGACAAGGACCCGUCAGUCACUCCUGUAUCCACGGCAACACAAAGCGUUAGCAGACUACAGGCACUACUGUCAGGAAGAAAGACAAGCCCAAGUGAAGAGUUACUGGAGAUUUUUGGGGACUGCUCGAAGGACCCAACAGAAGAUAUUAUUCAGAGGGUGAAAAAAAUGGGAGAGGUUUUCUGUGAAAAUUAUGCCAAGCCAUCAGAAGACCAUCCUGGUUCUCACAUAGACUUUGCCAAGAAGAGGCUACAGCUCGGAGAGAGCCUGUAUUAUAAAGUACUGGAGAAUGUGAUGGUGAAUGAAAAAAGGCGACUGGGUGUAAAAGAUGACAGAUUUGAUUUUACGAACCUACUUGAGCAAGAUGUGUUUCAUAAGUCCCUCUUUGCCUGCUGCCUGGAAAUAGUGAUAUUUUCUUACAAUUCACAGAGAACUUUCCCAUGGAUUGUGGAUAUAUUUGACCUUAGUCCUUACUACUUUUACAAAGUGAUAGAAGUAUUAAUCAGGGCGGAAGACGGUCUCUCAAGAGACGUGGUGAAACAUCUAAACCAUAUUGAAGAAAGCAUCCUAGAGAGUUUAGCGUGGAGGAUGGAUUCACCUCUAUUUGACGCCAUCAAAGCCCAAGGUGGAGUUCCAACUUGCGAAGAGGUGGCGCUGCCUAGCCAGAUAGAUGGUGGGUCCUCCAGUGGUACGUCUAAUCUGCUAAGUUCUCCCAUCAUGCACCCCCAGCUCAGGAGAGUCAUGGGAGAGAGCAGGGUGCAAAUUAAAAAAGUUGAGCCCAUGCAGUCUCCGACUGGUCCAUCUGCUGCAGAUCGCUUCAGUUCGCCUGCUCCAGGAUCAGCCAAGAGGCGUCUCUUCACUGGGGGCAGCGUUGGGACCCAAGCACAGCAGAUCAUUACACUACAGCAGGCACAGACAUCAGAUGGCAGACAGAUACUGAUCCCAGUCAGCAUCAUCCCCAGUUCUAAUACCAGUGGUGGAGAUGGUUCUUCACCGGCAUCCAAGGGGGCCACGUCUGCCAAAACGAACAAAGCCAAGAAGGGCGGAUCUUUAGCUUUGUUCUUUAGAAAGGUUUAUCACAUGGCCAGUAUCCGUCUAAAAGACCUGUGUGACAGGCUAGAAGUGAACGAAGACCUGAGGAGAAAGAUGUGGACCUGUUUCGAGCAGUCACUUGUCCAUCAAAUAGAAUUAAUGCGGGACAGGCACUUAGACCAACUCAUCAUGUGUGCCGUUUAUGUUAUGGCAAAGGUUUCUGGACAAGACCAAUCAUUCCAGGAAAUCAUGAAACUGUAUCGUCUUCAGCCCCAGGCUCAGAGUCAUGUGUACAGAAGUGUGCUGCUGAAAAGUCGAGCUCGUCACUCGUCAGGGGGCAGUAAUAGCAGCAACGGUGCCAGCGGCUCUUCCUCUCCAGUUAAUAUCGAGGAACAGAAUAGGGAAAAGGAGAAAAAGAGAACAGAGCGCUUGAGUUCCAUCCGUUCCUCCAGCACCUUACCUGUUCCCCAUCCAAGCAGCCAGCCUCCCACACCUACUCGCCUCACAGGGACGGGAUCUGUGUUCGAGUUUGAGGAACGAGGAGAUUUGAUCAAAUUUUACAACUCUAUUUAUGUAAAAAAGAUGAAAACAUUUGCAUUGAAAUUCAGCAAUAAAGAAGGGCAAACGGCUCCCCCACUGUCCCCCCUUCCACAGCCACGCAGACACCCGACUUCCCCGCGUCGAGUGUCCAGCAAACACGCCGUGUACAUCUCUCCUGCCAAACAACAGGGGUCGCCACCUCUCACGCCAACUAGCAGAAUGUUGUACUGUUUUAACAAAAGCCCUGCCAAGGAUUUGCGCGCUAUCAAUAACAUGAUUAGGAUGGGUGAGAGGCACAAACAGAGCAGUUUCACCAGUAAACGUAUCAUUCAGAUUGACGGGGAUGAACCAUCGGGAAGCCCCGCAAAGAAAGUCUGCAUUGAGCCACAGUUUGGGAAACGCAUGCAAGACAUUGUGAAUGAACGUCAAGAAGUGAAUGGAAACAAGUAGUCCAGUAGAGUUUAUGUCGAGUUAGCUAAAAACUGAUGGAGCAGACUUGUGCAAACAAGUCCAAGUAGGAAAUGGGGCAUGCUGGGAAGGCAGUGGAAUCAUGUUUCCAUUUGGAUAUUAUUCAGCAGACAUGGAUUGUAGAUGCUGAUAGGCAGAAUGGCAGUUUGACCAAUUUUAAGGGAGAUUUUGUAAGAUUCUUUGUCCUAAAUCUGCAGGAAUGCAGGUGCCGUGUCCCAGGCUUUUUUAUAGUAAAACAAUCUGUUGAUUUCUUCCAAGGGGAAAAAACUGUGAAAGGGUUAAAUUUUGGAAGAAAAAUGGGUUGAAAUGGAGCCUGCACAUGUUAAAAAACAUACUUUUUAAUUGAUCUCAUUUUUCUGUUUUACAACUGUUGAAAUUCAAAAUUAGCGUAUCAGGGAGGACUAGGCUUAUGCCACAGUGGGCAGAGCAUAUGCCAAAGUGGGUGGAGCUUAUACCUAGCCACUAUAAGCAGGGGUGGAGUUUAUGCCACAGUGGGUGGAGUUUAUACCAUUGCCACAAUGGGUGGAACUUACACCUAGCUACUGUAAGUAGGGGCGGGGUUUAUACUACAGUAGGUAGGGCUUAUACUUAGCCACUGUAAGCAGGGAUGGAGUUCAUGCCACAGUGGGCGGUGCUUAUACCAUUGCCACAAUAAGCAGGCUGACACUGCAGUAGACAAAAGUUAAUGCCACUGUGUGUGAAGCUUUUGCCACAGUAGGCAGAGCUUAUGCCAAAAAAAAAAAACAGGUGAAUCCUCUGUCAUAAUGGGUGGAGCUUAUACCACAGCUGGUAGACCUUAUGCCACAGUGGGUGGAGCCUAUAGUGCCACAGUGGGUGGGGCUUAUGCCACAGCUGGUAGACCUUAUGCCACAGGGGGUGGAGCCUAUAGUGCCACAUUGGGUAGGGCUUAUGCCACAGCUGGUAGACCUUAUGCCACAGUGGGUGGAGCCUAUAGUGCCACAGUGGGUGGAGCUUAUACCACAGCUGGUAGACCUUAUGCCACAGGGGGUGGAGCCUGUAGUGCCACAGUAGGUGGACUCUGCCACAACAUUUGCGAUAGGUCAUGAAAUGUUAUAUUUCCAAAGCCAUUUCCAAGUAGAAAGACUUGCACAUUUGGUUUCUAUUAAGAUCCACUUAGGUUCAGAUGGCCCAACAAUAUGAAAGUAAAUAGGGAGUAUUCAGUUUAGUAAUGCCUCAGUACUAGUAUUGAAUAGGUUGUAUAUUUUUUUGGGUAGCUAUAUCUUGAGAAGAAUAAGAAUGAAUAUAUUGAUGUGCAAUACCUUUUUGCAUGUGAAGUUAUUAAAGUAUGGAUCAUUCUAACAAUAUACGAAGCAGUAGCCAGCUACUAAGGACUCAGGCUUGAAAAUUGGUCUGGCAUUUAAGACCAAAAUUUAGGUCUGCUUUGGUUAAAUAUAAACUGUAUAGUCUACUUAAAUGGUAUUAGUACUGGUUUGCAAGAUAGAUCAUAAUUUUCUUUAUAUGGAGGAAACACAGCAGCAUGUUUAAUUGCACUUUUGCUGAUUUAUGUUCUUUCAAAGCAGAGCUAUGUCUUGGUCUAAAAUUUAGACCAAUUUUGAAGCUUAAGUUGGUUUUUUACAGAAGCACUGAAGGUUAAACUAUUUUGACCAUUAUAUUGACAGACUUUGUAAGAACAUAGUGAUGAAAAGAUAUGCAAAUCCAGCAUGUACAAUGGAGAUGUAUGUUUGAAACUGUUUCAUUUUUCAUAGUUGCUCCAGUGUUAUUUGGUUUCCUUAUUUAUUUUAGAGUAGAAAGAACUCCAGAUAAAAAAGCUAGCUACAAAGGGGUUCAGGAUAUUGAUAUUAGAUGGCCAUUGUCAAGAUAUGCUAUGUGCAUUUUUUUUUUUACUUAAAACAUUGUUUUGAUGGUCUUUUACAACAAUUAUUAUUUACUAAAAUAGAUGCAAAGUUAUUUUAUGAAAAUUAUUACUUUUUUCUUAAUCAGAGAUCAUGCUAAUGUAAUUUGAACAAGGCAAACCAUUAUAAAAGUUAUCAAAAGCAGAAAAAAUGAAUAGUGACCAAAACCUUUUACUGUUGCCUAUUGAAACAAGGGUUGAUUUCACCUGCUAGUUUUAAUACAGAUUUAUUGUUAUUAUUUUAUCAAUUCUAAUUUAUUAUUUACUUUUAGUUAAGUGGUUUGAAAUAGGUUAAAAAGGAUGGUUUAACCUAAACAUUUCAGAAGUGGGUUAUAACUGGGCUGAGAUCCACUUUAACCCAUGUGUGUACACUUGGUCAAACCUACCUACAGUAAAGAGAAAAAGGAUGGUUUUAUAAAACUUUUCCAGAAGUGGGUUGUGUCCCACUGCAGUGGUUUAAACCACCUAUAUAACGCGAAGGGGCCGGUUUCAUCUCUUAGUUUCAAUUUGAACCUUUUGAGUUUAAACUGGGUUAAAGCGGUCCCAUGCGUUUGUAAGAGGGCCAUUUGCUCUUUUAAACUUCAUCAAGAGCUUUAUUUCAUUAAAUUGGGUUAAAUCCCAAUAUAAGCCCAGCAUUACAGAUCGUAUUUUAAAACCAGAUUUGAAACAGAGAUAUGAAAUCGGCACAUAGGGAGCUUAUAUUUUCUAUCCAAUUUUGUCUUUAAAACCGAGUUCUUAAGGUGUCCCAACCUGUGCCAGUGCUAACCAUAAUCUCAUUUAUUUAAAAUUCAAUCAUGAACUGAUUUGUCCAUCUUGUAAUCAAGGAACUUACUGCUGUCAUUAACUAUCAUUUUGUACUCGUGGGAAAAGCUGCAUUACGUUAAAGAAAAAUCGUAGGGCCUAAGAAGUAAUGUAAUCCGAGGUUAAGUGGCCAGUGGUAAUUGUGAUUCGAGUUCACUUUAAUUUUAGGACUUAAUGGCGAGUAUCUGCCCGAUAAAGUGUCGAUCUGCCCACCCGUGGCGUGGCAAAAAUUACUCUUUGCUACCAUGUAUGUGUUUAUUGUUAUUCUGUAUUUUCUUUGAUUUGUAAAAAUGUACCAGUCUUUUUAUUUGAAAAGAAGUAUUUUAAGAAAGUAGUCUUUUUAAUAACACAUUUUAUGUAGUUCUCAAGUGAGGAAAAAGCUUGAGUAGUGCAGUUCUACGUUCAUUUGAGAUUCGGAAUCGAGCCUGUACAUAUUUUUGGUUUCAGAAAAUAAUAUUGUAUUUUCUUCCACGAGACGUGGAUAAGAAUAUUACAAUAAAUUGCAAAUAAGGAAAAGUUAA
This is a messenger RNA of Lingula anatina, 6462 nucleotides long. Its product is annotated as retinoblastoma-like protein 1. The record is from RefSeq and is a predicted model, not a curated record. Gene Ontology annotation, molecular function: RNA polymerase II transcription regulatory region sequence-specific DNA binding. Gene Ontology annotation, cellular component: transcription regulator complex; chromatin; nucleus. Lineage: Eukaryota; Metazoa; Brachiopoda; Lingulata; Lingulida; Lingulidae. Gene Ontology annotation, biological process: cell differentiation; negative regulation of G1/S transition of mitotic cell cycle; regulation of transcription by RNA polymerase II.